Molecule: messenger RNA, 1638 nt
Organism: [Candida] anglica
Lineage: Eukaryota; Fungi; Ascomycota; Pichiomycetes; Serinales; Debaryomycetaceae
Source: the annotation of a GenBank genome assembly
AUGACGAUACCUAGAGACAUUAGAGAGUUGCGGAAACAGGGUAAAAUACCUUCCUUUUGUCUGCUGGUUACAUCUGAAGGACUCGAGGAAAUCCUACAACUUUUACGAGAUGGUAACAAUACAGAAGCGGAAAACUUGAUGAUUUUGGCGACUGUUUCAAAUAUCCUUCUUGUUAAUAGACAGCUUCAUAAACUGUAUUUCACCCCCAAUUGUUCCAAUUCUGUUUUGAAAGAUUUAAUUGAACUGGCAAGAGUCGGUAUUACACGUGAGUUUAAAAGACUUGAAGAUCCAACCUCCAUUCCUGAGAACUUCUCCUAUGAUAGAACGGCAGUCUAUAGACUCGUAUUCCUUAUCUUAUACGAUGGGAAGGGAUAUCUAGACCAGAAGUUAUUGGAACAGACCCAUGGUGUAUUGGUGGAUGCAUUUAAAAUAUCCAAAAUAGUUCUUCCAAACAAUUGGGGAACUCAAGCAUUUUUGACCCUUUUCAAUGAAAUUUCAAAAGGAUUGAGCACCAUGCUCCAUAAAUAUGAAGAAAGAGAUCCUGUUAAAUCAGUUUCUGCCGCUGAUUGUAUAGAUGCAUUCGACCAACUUCUUACACUUGGUGAAUCAUGUGGUAAAAAUUUCAGUCAUCAUGAAAAUAUGUUGAGUAGAAGUAUUUUGAAUAUGUAUGUGGUACUUACAUCGAAAAAUGGAUUCAAUAGUAAACUUGACGGUAAAUUCCCGCCCUUUGAAGUCAGUGACAUUCCUCACAAGGUCAGAGUUCUCACUAGUGUGGUGACGUACUCGGCACAACAAUUGGAUGUGUUUAAAAGACAAGACCCUUGUGUCAUUGGAGGACUGGGGGUGUUCUUUGUUGAACUAUCAGAUAUCAUGAGUUUAGUGGCCAUUACAAAACUUAAUUUCAUUGAUUUACUCGAAUAUAUUGCCAAAGUGUCUGCCAAUGGUGAUAAAGAUAAUGAACUUCCUGUUCUUAUGGAGUAUCAUAAAUGGUGGAAUGAAAACUUCUAUCCAGUGGAAGGAGGUGAAAACACGAUUUUCAGUCUUUUCUAUGAACUUACUCUACUUUCAAGUCCAACAAAUGAUAAGGCAAGAUUGGACGACCUGGCAUAUUAUAGUCAAAUUAAAAGUCUUAUCCUUGAUGGAUACUUUGAAUUAUGUUUACCAUUACAUCGUUCAUUAAAUCAAAACCAAAGAAAUCGUAUACAAUUGGAAAAAUUCUUAUCAUUGUUUGGAUUAUCCAUGUCAAUGUCUUAUUUACAAAGUAAAGGCAUUCAAAUUCCUGAUGAUAUGUAUGUUAACAAAAAGUAUUUUGAAACGAAUCCUAAAUUUGUUCCUCCAAGAUUACGUUCUCGUCAGGAUAAUGAUGAAUCAUCAAUGGGGAUUUUUAAUUCUCUUUUCCUGAAGACUUCGUACGGUGGAGACAACACCUCUACAUAUUUGACCCCAAGUGUCCCAGCUUCACCAACCCUGAAUCCAAUGACUGAAGAAGAAAAAGAAUUGGAAGCUGAAAAAUUAUUCACCUUGUUGACCAGAGUGGAAAAAAACCCAUCAUUCAAAAACUUUAAAAACCCAAUAAGAGAAUUUCAACAAUCUGGAAAGUUUGAAAACUUACUGUUGAAUGAUGAAGUUGAUGUAUAA